CCUCCCACCUUCCUUGGAAGCCAAGCCCCCUUUUACCGGUAUAAGGUCCACACCUCUGGAAGAGAAUGAUUGCAGAAACUACCUUCUUUCUCUCAGACAUCAAACCAGAGACCCAGGUUCCUCCAGGGGAGUGAGGUCAUCAUGGCUCUGAAGUCUCUAGCCGUGUUGCCACUGCUGGUCCUGGUGCUGCUGCUGGUGUGGGCCCAGCCUUCCCUGGGCAAGGAAUCUGCGGCCGCCAAGUUUGAGCGGCAGCACAUGGACCCCAGCACGUCCUCUGCCAGCAGCUCCGACUACUGCAACCAGAUGAUGCAGAGCCGGAAGAUGACCCAAGAUCGAUGCAAGCCGGUGAACACCUUUGUGCACGAGUCCCUGGCCGAUGUCCAGGCCGUGUGCUUCCAGAAAAAUGUCGCCUGCAAGAAUGGGCAGUCCAACUGCUACCAGAGCAACUCCGCCAUGCAUAUCACAGACUGCCGCGAGAGUGGCAACUCCAAGUACCCCAACUGUGUCUACAAGGCCACCCAGGCGGAGAAACACAUCAUUGUGGCUUGCGAGGGAAACCCUUACGUGCCAGUCCACUUCGAUGCUUCAGUGUAGGUCUCCGCCUGAGGCCAGAGCAGCAAGAUGCAUCACUUCAUCACAAAGGCAUCUGCCUCUCCCCUUGUUUCCUUGCCCUGGGGGCAAUAGCUGAAGUUAGUUAGGGCUCUUAUCUCUGCACAACUUACCGGAAACACACACACAGGGUUCCCUGACAAGAGGGCAAUAACUCAAGCUGGUUAAGUCUUCUGUCCAACCCACACUUGCUCCCCUGACCUGAGUCUUGCCCCUGGUGGUUUGGGGGGUGAGGAGAGGGUUGUGAGAUGGGACCUGUGUUAACCAAAUCACUGCUUCUUUCAAUAAAACAUACUUGCAACCACCUGAA
Molecule: messenger RNA, 919 nt
Organism: Cervus elaphus (red deer)
Lineage: Eukaryota; Metazoa; Chordata; Mammalia; Artiodactyla; Cervidae
Gene: RNASE1
Product: ribonuclease A family member 1, pancreatic
Exons: 2
Coding region: 142-594 (150 amino acids)
Molecular function (GO): nucleic acid binding; RNA nuclease activity
Source: RefSeq, a predicted model, not a curated record